CCAGAGAGAGACGGAGACCCCCCUCUCUAUCUCUCACUUCUCCACAAGGCGACGAGUCCUUCUGGAUCUCUCCUUUCUGCCUGGCUGGAGAAACUUCUGGAGACCCGACCGAGGCAUUAAGACCUGGAGACACGGCCGGUGUGAAGGAACAUAUCUAAACGCAAGCGAACGAGUGCAGACUGUACAGUGAAGAAGAAGACAUCGCAGUCCACGAGGCCAACAUGGCUCUGCUGUGCUACAACAAAGGCUGUGGGCAGAAGUUUGACCCCGACAAGAACAAGGAUGAUUCCUGCCUCUUCCACCCGGGAGCCCCCGUCUUCCACGAUGCACUGAAGGGCUGGUCCUGCUGUAGGAAAAGGACGACAGACUUCUCUGAGUUUCUCUCCAUCAAGGGCUGUACCCGCGGGCGCCACAGCGACGUGAAACCCCAGGAGCCUCUGAGGCCCGAGGUGUCGUCGGAUAAGGGCGAGAUUAAACACGCCGAAGGCCGAGAGAUAAUCUAUCAGGGCCCCAAAUCUGCAGAGAUGCUGCAGAAGGAGAGACCCAGUUCAGACGAGCCCAUGACCAAACUUCCCCAGAAGGUGUCGGCGUCGCUGGCUCAGGCGCUGGAGAAACUGGACAUCAGCAAGAGAGGAGAGAACGAGAAGAAAGAGAGUCAGGCUGUUAUUUGCGGGACCCGCUGCAAAAACGCAGGAUGCAAAACAGUCUACCAAGGACCACAGACCGACAUGGAGGUCUGCACCCACCAUCCUGGAGCUCCCGUCUUCCACGAGGGGUACAAGUACUGGAGUUGCUGCUGCAUCAAGACAACAGACUUCAACGCCUUCCUGGACCAGAAGGGCUGCACCAUGGGGAAACACCGCUGGGUCCCAAAGCAGGACAAGAAGAAGGUGGCGUGUCGCUAUGACUGGCAUCAGACUGGCAACAGCGUCGUCGUGACCAUUUACGCCAAGAACGCAAACCCAGAGUUUUCCAGCAUAGAGGCCAACCGGACGGUGCUCUCGUGUCAAAUCCAGUUUGAGAACAAUAAGAUUUUCAAGAAAGAGUUCCACCUCUGGGGGGUGAUCAACGUAAAGCACAGCUCGGUCAAUAUGGUCCCAUCUAAACUGGAGAUAAACCUCCGCAAGGCCGACCAAGUGGCUUGGGGCAAACUGGAGGACCCGAACUACAAACCUGAGCCCGAGCCCGCAGACGACCCGUUCAUCGAAUCCAACGAGUCGUACCAGCCCGACUGGGACAUCGAUGAUGACGACAUCAGUGACUCGGACGAGGAGUGGGCCUAUGACACGCCCAAGAAUAAAAAGGCAGAGAAGGACGAAAAUCAAAAGAAGAACGAGGAGGAGGAGAGGCAGAAGUUAAAGAGGAAGGAGGUGGAGGAGGAGAUGAAGAGGGCAUUGGAGGAGCGGAUGAAGGCGGAGGAGGAGAGGAAGAAGCUAGAAGAGCAGAGGAGGCAGGAGGAAGAGGAAGGAUAUGAAGACAUGCCAGAGCUAGAGUGAGAAACGUCAGAUUUCUUUGUGGUUUAGAAAUAGAAAAUCAAAAGAGAUUUUUAUAACAUAGGACAUAUUUACUUCUGAAAUAAUAAUUACUCACUACAAACCCCAAUGAGACGUGUUUAAAUGACCACGAUAUGGAAAACAUGAUGUAAAGACAAAACUGUACCUUCAAUAGAAGAAAUAAAGUUUUCUAUGUCAGUUUCUACUUUUA
Molecule: messenger RNA, 1704 nt
Organism: Maylandia zebra (zebra mbuna)
Lineage: Eukaryota; Metazoa; Chordata; Actinopteri; Cichliformes; Cichlidae
Product: cysteine and histidine-rich domain-containing protein 1
Source: RefSeq, a predicted model, not a curated record